This is a messenger RNA of Symbiodinium pilosum, 1121 nucleotides long. Lineage: Eukaryota; Dinophyceae; Suessiales; Symbiodiniaceae. The record is from the annotation of a GenBank genome assembly.
GACACUUGCGUCUUCUGGUCGACCGGCAGCGGCAAAACAAUGUGUUUCUGGGCGGUGGCCCUGAUCACGCAGAAGAUCGUGAUUGUCGUCAGUCCGCUGGUAGCCCUGAUGAAAGAUCACGUGCAGAAGUUCAACGAGAAAGCAGAGCUGACAGGUGCCACGUGUAGGGCCUGCUUCUUGGGUUCAGGCCACGAGGAUGAAGAGGAGCGAUUCCGCGUUGAAGAGGCUGCGCUCACAGGCAAGUACAGCCUUGUAUAUGUGACUCCGGAGAAGCUGAUCGGGAGCGACAUGCUGUACGACCUAAGGGGCCUGUACGAUCAAAAGAAGAUAGGGCUUCUCGCCAUCGAUGAGGCACACUGCAUCCUCGAUUGGGGCUGCGAAUUCAGGCCGGAAUAUAGAGAUCUGGGCUGGUUCCGCGACGAAUUCCCGAACGUUCCCAUCAUGGCGCUGACUUCGUUGGGGACGGCUGCGGUUCAGGACUGCGUCCAGAGCUCCCUGCGCUUGCAGUCGCCCAAGGUGUCGAGAGGACCCUGCUUCCGUGACAACCUGCAUCUCAAGCGCUCACUCGCGACUAACCUCCGCGCCGAUGUAGCACGGAUUGCAGAGCAGAUACAUGAUGCCAGUGGGCGCACGCUGAUCUAUGUACGAAAGCGGGACGAAGUCGACCAAGUGAGGGAGUUUUUGGAGGAAAUGCUGCCUACGCUCGAUUCGGACGGUGUCGGCGGGGUGAAGGUGGGCUCCUACCACGCCCGUAUUGCGUUGCGCAAACGGGACCUGUCUCACGAGGAGUUCUCCAGCAUGGGAGGAGGUCGUGUGAUGGUGGCCACGGUUGCCUAUGGCAUGGGCGUGCACUUCCCAGAUGUCCGGCGUGUUUACCAUCUGGGCUCACCAUGGACCGUUGAGGACUACUGGCAGCAGAUUGGUCGGGCAGGCCGCGAUGGCAAUCCAGCCUUAUGUGAGAUUAUGUCAGAUCCCAGCGACUUCUACGCCAAAGCGGCUUUCACACAAAGACAGGACUCCGAGGACUGGGAGGAAAGAUCCAAGAGGCAAAUGCGAAACAUUCUUCAUGGAUGUGGAUGCCGCUGGGCCGAGCUCCGGCGGUACCUCGGGGAGGAUCCGCC